Molecule: messenger RNA, 1095 nt
Organism: Colletotrichum phormii
Lineage: Eukaryota; Fungi; Ascomycota; Sordariomycetes; Glomerellales; Glomerellaceae
Exons: 2
Coding region: 1-1095 (364 amino acids)
Source: RefSeq, a predicted model, not a curated record
AUGAGGGCCACGGCAGUUGUCCUCGCGGCAGUAAUUCGCUUUGCAUACGCUCAAGACAGAGACGAUAUUCCUAAAUGUGCUCAGGAUUGUCUGGCUCCAAGUGUAUCGGACCUUUGUCACGUAAAGAUAAACCCUGAUUGUGCUUGCCGCAUCGGGAAACAACAUUCCAUGCGUACCCAAUGGACCACCUGCAUACAGCACUUUUGUGGCGAGGGAACAACAUAUGAAGAUGUGUGGCCUCCCUUUGCGGCCUACUGCGUCGCGAAUGGCUGGCUCAAUGCCUCCCAGACGGAUUUGACUUCUAUAGUGACCUUGACAACAACACAACCCAUCAUCGUGACACGUACUAGAUCCGCCACUUCCGACGGCGAUGACACACAUACUACUGUGGAUAUCGAGACAUCUACAUCAGAGACAGAGGCUGGCUCAACCACAGCACAAGCCGCAACACCGACGGCGCAAUCGACAGCCCCUAUCGCCGAAUUUAACCCUACCGCCGAACCUACGUCUGCGAUUGGCGGUGACAACAGCGACUCCUCUUCCUCCGAAUUAUCAACGGGGGUGAAGGCUGGAAUUGGAGCUGGAGCUGCCCUUGUGGCAAUGUUGGCUGUAGUUCUACUCUUUUGGUGGCGAAAGAGGAAGAAGGUCAGCUUGAGUGAUGGUAACGAAAAUAAUAUCACACCAGAGCUCGGCGGCGGAGACAAAUCCGACAGGUAUGAGUUGGAUUCAUACACGACACCAUUGGAAGCCGAUAAGAAGAGCCCUGCAACAUUCUCAAAUCAACAGAAUCAGAUAAUGGCCGAGCUGGAUGGAACGCCGUACGCAUCGCCUGAGCCAAAUAUCCACGAAAGGCACAAGGUCACGCCCCCAGUUGAACAUGGCGCGGUAUCACCGGAGAUCAUGUCCACGAUUUCGUUCCCAAAGUCGCCCCUGUCAUCUGCAACAAGUAGGAUGUCACCGACUAUGAUUGAAGAUCGUAUUGGUUCCUCGCCGGAGCCCCUAAUUGCUGAUACGGCUGAACUGGAGCACCUACUACAUGAAGAGCGGCUCUUGAGGGACAGGAGGCAGACCUUGGAGCAGUUGCAACGGAUAUAA